This is a messenger RNA of Juglans microcarpa x Juglans regia, 1104 nucleotides long. RefSeq lists its product as uncharacterized. Lineage: Eukaryota; Viridiplantae; Streptophyta; Magnoliopsida; Fagales; Juglandaceae. The transcript has 6 exons. Bases 263 to 1003 code for a protein of 246 amino acids. The record is from RefSeq and is a predicted model, not a curated record.
GGCCCCGCACGGCAUUUGCCAUUGGCCCAUUCGCCAGGGCCGAAAUAGGAAAAGAUAAUCACGUGACUCAUAAGUUGCGCCUUUCCAGCACUGUAAUGGAGUAGCAACCUGCGUCCUCGUGGCCUGAUCCCUCGCCGCUUAUCCAAAUUACCCUCUGUACGCCCUUACACGAAGCCCAUCCCUCUGCAAAUCUUCAAGGUCCUCCAGAUAGGAAAUAAUAGUUUUGUAUAUAUCAUUUUUGGAUAAAUUAACUUGUGGGUAGAUGGCUAUAGGCAGCUACUGUUAUUGUAAUGCUGGAUGGAGUCCCCCUUCAUACCCAGGCGCGAACACUGGUAAAUCUCUCUGCCUCAGGCAUGGUCAGUUGGGUUUAGCUUCGCCAGCUGAGAAAUCUCCCAGACCCUCGCUUCGCAUCUUGGCAAAUUCAACACAGAGAGCCCGAUUCGUUGCUCGGCGUAGAGAGUCCAUUUCGGUUCGGCAACUCCAACGGCCACUAAUUGAGUAUAUGAGCUUGCCGGCGAGUCAGUACUCGGUGCUGGAUGCAGAACGGAUCGAGAGGGUGGAUGAAAACACGUUUAGGUGUUAUGUAUAUAGUAUUAAGUUCUUUGCGUUUGAGGUUUGCCCUGUUUUGCUUGUCAGAGUGGAAGAGCAGCCCAAUGGGUGUUGCAUUAGGCUCUUGUCAUGCAAGCUUGAGGGUUCGCCGAUUGUUGCUGCACAGAAUGACAAAUUUGACGCUUCUAUGGUGAACCGAAUAUCAUGUGGGAGCAACCAUAUCAACUCAUUGGCUCAACGACUGACCUCAGAUACUGUGAUUGAGGUUAGCAUUGAGAUUCCUUUUGCAUUUCGUGUAAUUCCAGUGCAAGCAAUUGAAUCAACUGGCACCCAAGUUCUUGAGCAAAUACUAAGGCUUAUGCUACCCCGUUUUAUGGCACAGCUUGUGAAGGACUAUCAAGCAUGGGCAUCUGGUGAUACCUCUAGGCAGCCUCUUGGGACAGGUCAGAUUUGAGACUAUACAUCACAACCGUUGCCACUGCCCCGAGUUCUUCGCGACAUGGUUAGACUAUAUACCAUUUUCUGUGACCCCUAGAUUGCAUUGUGAAAGGAAAA